Molecule: messenger RNA, 1130 nt
Organism: Emiliania huxleyi CCMP1516
Lineage: Eukaryota; Haptophyta; Isochrysidales; Noelaerhabdaceae
Exons: 1
Coding region: 23-799 (258 amino acids)
Source: RefSeq, a predicted model, not a curated record
CGAAAGCGCCGGGUACAGCCCCAUGUCAUCAACGGGUGCGCUCAAGCCGGGCUGCCAGGUGCACGCGAUCACGUGUAAGGUACCCAACGCGGAGGUGGGCGUGUUCGAGCAGCUGCUGGCAAAGCACGAGGCGUUCAUGCGCGAGACGCACCAGCCGGGCGGCGACUCCGAGCCUCACGCAAUGGUGUUCACGUGGUGCAAGUCGGCUGGUGAGGAGAGCACGCUGUACGGGCUGCACGAGUGCUACCGUGGCGCGAAGGGAUGCACCGAGCACCUCGUCGUUGCUUCGGCGAAGGCGCCACAGCUCCUUGAGGAGUUUGGCGCCAUCGUCGGCAAGCACGCCAACUCGUGGGUGACAUUCGCGCCGGUCAUCCACACGAUGAAGGAUUCGAUGGUGGAGGGAAUGGCAGCGGUCGACUGCGACAAGAAGAUGUUCCAGCUGCACUUCAACGUCGACGAGGGCUCCGACGCCGAGAAGGAGAUGGACGCUUUCGCCGCCGACCACGCCGCCUUUAUGGAGGAGACGCACACGCCCAACGGCAGCGGUGCUGAGCCUUCGCCGCUCUACUUUGUGUGGACGAAGAGUGCGCAGUUCAAGGACCCCUUCGACCCCUCCAAGGGGAGUGAGCCCAAGGUGCAAUUCUCGCUCACCGAGAUCUACAAGGGGCAGGAGGGCUGCGACGCGCACAUGGCGGCCGGCCAGGCGAACGCGCCGCUCUUCGCGCGCUUCCAGGCGGUCGUCGAGAAGCACUCGGUCGCCACGUGCAUGAUGGCGGACGUGAUCCGCUCAAUGCGCUGAGCGGAGCGGUGGCGCGCGACACGAAUUCGCGAGCGAGGCGGCGCGUGCAGGCCGGCGCGCACAGCGAGCUGACCGCUGGCGCUCGGUGGCGUUGCGUCUGUGCUGGAUUAGCUAGAUGGGGUAGAUGGGCGCGCGACACGAACUCGCGAGCGAGGCGGCGCGCGCAGGCCAGCGCGCAGCGAGCUACCGCUGGCCACGUACAUCGGCCCUGGACUCUCUGUCUCUCUUGAAAGCACUUGUCUGGAGGAGGCCCACGGUGUGUGCCGUGACCGUGUUCUUUCUUUCUGUCUGCGCCCUUGGUUCUUCAUUAUUUAGUCUCUUGGGUCAUGCU